GAUCAAUCUCUCUCCAGCGCUAUUGCCAGCUAGCUAGAUGGCGUCGAAUGCCAUGGACAUGGCCGAAGACCUCCCACAAGUAGAAGAAGGUCUCCCGGACGUUCUAGUCGCAUACGUCGCCGUGCACGGCCCACUUAUCCGCCAAAGCACUCUCGACUACCUACUAGAGCUAGGCACCGCGGUGAACGCGGCCGACAUCGCCGCACUCGUCGGCGUCGCGGGCGACGUCGACCCAGCGUUGGCGGCGGCGGUGGACAAGGCGCUGAAGACGGUGGACGCGCUGUCAGACGAUGACGGCCUCAACUGCCCGAUCUGCUUGGAGGACGACAUAGAGGCGUGGAAGUUGACGCCGUGCGGGCACCGGUUCCACGGGCGGUGCGUGGAGAGGUGGCUGCAUGCCAAGGGGAGCUGCCCCAUGUGCCGGCACCAGGUGGUGACGAUUCCUGCCGCUGAUGAUGAGUCGUACGUAUACAUAUCUCUCUCGACGGAACAUGGCCAGGAUGUUAGCGACUCCGGCGCCAUGGAAAUCGAUGCUGCUUCUUAGUCGACAAUGCUAGACUUAUGCAAAUUUCCUUGCGUCUGCGCUUUGGGAUAUGAUGUCGAUUACGAAGUGUAAUCACAGAAUUGUUCCAUCAUGUUAUGACAUGUUAAUUAUUUGGCAAAGAAAGUGUUCUAUCAUGUUCCA
This is a messenger RNA of Triticum urartu, 685 nucleotides long. RefSeq lists its product as uncharacterized. The record is from RefSeq and is a predicted model, not a curated record. Lineage: Eukaryota; Viridiplantae; Streptophyta; Magnoliopsida; Poales; Poaceae. Gene Ontology annotation, molecular function: ubiquitin protein ligase activity. Gene Ontology annotation, cellular component: cytoplasm. Gene Ontology annotation, biological process: protein ubiquitination.